Messenger RNA from Amphimedon queenslandica, 1411 nucleotides. Its product is annotated as RNA-binding protein squid-like. Gene Ontology annotation, biological process: regulation of translation. NCBI's taxonomy places the organism in Eukaryota, Metazoa, Porifera, Demospongiae, Haplosclerida, Niphatidae. Gene Ontology annotation, molecular function: mRNA binding. The transcript has 9 exons. The record is from RefSeq and is a predicted model, not a curated record. Bases 175 to 1209 code for a protein of 344 amino acids.
ACUGCGCAUGCGCAAGAGUUUGCUGAACCUCACACACAGCAAGGGAAUAGGAAACGUGUGUUGCUGUCUCCGUCCAAGUCCUUCGCUUAACUGUCUCUCGCACUCACUUUCUCCUCCUCUCCUCUCUACGUGUGUCUAAAGGAUUAGCGACUGAUCAGUUCUGUGGAAGAAGGGAUGACGGAAGUUCACACGAAUGGCGAGACGAACGGUGAAACCUCGGUAGUUGAAGAGAGUGAGGAAAUGGAGGAGAUAAUGGACACACAGUCAAUCCCUGUUAAAGCAGAGAUGACAAGUGAUGGAGUAGAACCAAUGAACAUUAAUAAUGAUGUGCCUUAUGAUGAUCACAAGCUAUUUGUUGGAGGGCUAACUUCAGACACCACAGAACAAACUCUACAAGAAUACUUUGAAGAAUAUGGCACGAUUAGUGAGAUUAUUUUAAAAGUCGAUCCAAUUACGGGACGUUCACGCGGUUUUGCUUUUCUAUUGUUUAAAGAAAACGAUGCAGUAGACAAAAUACUAGAAGCAUCUCCCCACACAAUAGGAGAUAAGGUUGUUGAUACCAAGAAGGCCAUACCUCACGCUGUCCAUCAGCAAAUGAAGCAAAGGACUAAAAAGGUAUUUGUCGGUGGCGUACCGACUGAUAUGCCUGAGCAUACGAUCAAGGAACACUUUGAAAAGUUUGGACCAAUAGAGGAGGUUGCCUUGGUAACGGAGAAAGGAGCAGGCUCGAACAAAAAGAGACGUGGGUUUUGCUUUGUCACGUUCCUCAGUGAAGACACGGCAGAGAAAGCUUGCUGCAAUUCGUUUCACAAAAUCAACGAAUCCGAUGUUGAAGUGAAGAGAGCCACGCCCAGAGAACAAGACAAACGGAUGUCACACGGCAAUGCUGCACCUCCUUUUAUGGGAAGAGGUGGGCGUGGUCACAUCAUGCACGCCCAAAGCGGACGAGGUGGACACUGGGCACCUUACGGCGGUCAUGCCGGCUACUUCAACUAUUUCCCACCUCCUCACUAUGGUGGGUCGUACAUGGGUGGAGCCUAUGGGGCCUAUGGUGGAUAUGGAGGGUACGGCGGUGGGUAUGACCCAUACACUGGGGGGAGGAGAGAGGAAGUAGCUUAUAAUUCUCGUUAUGGUCCUAUGAGAUCCAAUUACGCUCACAACAAUCACUCACAUCAUGUUCAUGGUCACCAUCAUCCCUAUAGUCGCUGAGAGAGAAGAGAAGAGAGAGACUCAAUUAUACCAUCAAGUCGCUAAAUUGCAACUGGUAUUACUCCAUCUCUUUCUCUCUUUCUUACUUAUAAUCAAUCAUAUGGAGUGUAGUUGCAACUCUUUUAAUGAUAUUAUUAUUAUUAUUAAUUAUUAUUACGGUAUUAUUAUUAUAUUGAUGCAUUGAGAUGAAAAUUGAGAACAA